GGAGAGAGACCGGGAGGGCCCUGGGUGGGGCAAAGGCUAGAUCAGGAAGCAGCUGAGCAGCCCUGGAAAUGCAGAACUUUCGGCCGCCGGCCGCCGAGGACCCGGUUUGGGAGCUUUGACUCCAGGCCACUGGCCUCACAGAUGAAGACGGUCUCUGCUGGGACUAGCGCCCGGAGGCAGCGUGCCAGUCUGGCGGCUGAGGUCCAGCGGAGCACGGCAUGCCCAGCAUGCCUGUUGCUGCUGCUCUUGAUGGAACUGGUGCUGGAGAGCGCAGCAGAGAGCCCCUGGGCGCUGCCUGUGGUAGCUGAUCGCCCAGCUUCCUUUGCAAAGGUUGUGAUGGCAGAACUGGCCAACCUGAAGCCAGAAAACAAGUUAUGGCCUGGAGGGACGCACUCCCUCCACUACCACUACCUCACCCUGUCGGAGCCAGGCCCCAGCCUCCCCAGGUUUCUGGCUGUAGGCUACAUGGACAACCAGCCCUUCCUGCAGUAUGACAGUCGUGUGGGCAGGGCUGAGCCCCAGGCCCCAUGGAUGGCGUCCAUGGACACCCAGUACUGGGAGACGGAGACCCAGAAGUACAGGGCCUGGGCAGAGGUGCAGCAGGUGAACUUGUGGAACGUGAUGAGCUUCUACAACCAGAGUGACGGCAUACACAGUGCCCAGCGCAUGUUUGGCUGUGAUAUCCAGGACAACCUCUCCAGCAGCUUCUGGCAUUUUGGCUUUGAUGGGCAGGACCACGUGUCCCUGGACUUGGAGACUCUGAGCUGGGUGUCAGCUGAGCCUGUGGCCAUACAGACCAAACGUGUGUUAGAUUCAGAGCGCUGCUACGCUGAGUAUGACAAGGCCUACCUGGAAAGCCUCUGCCUCACUUCUCUGCGCAGGUAUCUGGAGCUGGGAAGCCAGAUCCUCACCCGGAGAGAGCCGCCCACAGUGCAGGUGACAAGGCACACAACCCAGGACAGGAGUGUCACACUGAGGUGCUGGGCCCUGGGCUUCUACCCGCAGGAUAUCUCCCUGAGCUGGUGGCUGGGAGAGCAGGAGCUAGCCCUGGAGAUUGAGUACGUGGAGACACGCCCCAGCGGGGACGGCACCUACCAGACAUGGGCUGCUGUACAGGUGCCAGCCGGGAAGGAGGCUGCGUACACUUGCCGCGUGCAGCAUUCUGGCCUGAAUGACGUGCUCACCGUGGCUUGGGAACCACCCUCUAGUCAAGGACUUAUUGCCAUGGUUACCUGCCCCCUCCUCUUCUUGCUGGUGGUGGGAGUUGUGAUCUUGACCAGGAGAUACCUUCAAGGCAAGAAUAAGGAAUCUUAUGAGCAAGCCCCAGGUGGAGAGGAACCCCUAUAAUUCUCAAAGCCCAGUGAGAACAGCAGCUGCUCAGCUGCUCUGCUGACAUAAGUUCACUGUCACAGACCAAGGACUUGUUCUGGGCGGUGUGUGGGGGCCUGGGAGCCCCCUGCACUGGCAGGCUGGCAGAUGUUAUCUGAACAUAUGGGGCCUACUCUGCCUCCCAAACUGAGCACUCCUCACCCUCAUUACCCUCCUUAAAAGUGGCCUGUGCCACUAAGAUGGCUUUGCCAUUUUCCUGAAGUCCUUUCAAAAAUGUGACUGUUUCCUGUUUGGGGAGAGGGGAGGGGGCAGUAAUAAUUCCUCAGAGCUUUCACAAUUGACAGUUUGUGGCACAACUUCAUGUGCAGUGUGACUCUCACUGAAGCCUCUCGGGCACCCUGCGAUACUCCCAACACAGGUGUGUGUGGUGUGGCUGCAGGUGAAUGUGGUGUGAGGGUGUCCUUGUAUAGCUGAGAAGGAGCUUACAGGGACAGGUGCUCAGGGCAAGCUGUGGGAGGGGAAACAACCCAGUCCCUAUUUUCCUUCCUGUCCUUUUCAAUGGUUUGUGUUUUUACAAUAAGUACAUGUGGUUUUGCCAUAACAUUCCCAUGUUACGAUGUAAGAUGUCUAAACAUAGAAGACUUCAUUCCACUCAUUAUUCCAUUUUCUCCUUACAUUUUAAAAGCUUCCCCCCCACCCCCAUAUCUAUCUUGGGAAUAAAACAGUGCAAGAGUGUUGUUUAAAAAGCUUGCAUUUUUUGAAUCUUUUAUACCACCCAGAAAAGAAGUUUAACUGUGAAUUGUUACCACAACACCUGAAUAAAGUUUUGCCUUCCAAAAUUA
This is a messenger RNA of Phyllostomus discolor (pale spear-nosed bat), 2171 nucleotides long. Its product is annotated as BOLA class I histocompatibility antigen, alpha chain BL3-7-like. Gene Ontology annotation, cellular component: external side of plasma membrane. Lineage: Eukaryota; Metazoa; Chordata; Mammalia; Chiroptera; Phyllostomidae. The coding region runs from base 142 to 1347 and encodes 401 amino acids. The transcript is spliced from 8 exons. The record is from RefSeq and is a predicted model, not a curated record. Gene Ontology annotation, biological process: immune response.